This is a messenger RNA of Gryllus bimaculatus (two-spotted cricket), 951 nucleotides long. Lineage: Eukaryota; Metazoa; Arthropoda; Insecta; Orthoptera; Gryllidae. The record is from the annotation of a GenBank genome assembly.
AUGUCUGCUGAUUGUAUGUUGACUCUUACUCCGGUGGCAGUCACGUGGUCGUUCUUGCAUCAGAUCGUAACAGCAGCAGCAGCAGUAGUAGUAGUAGUAGUAGUAGUAGUAGUAGUAGUAGUAGUAGUAGUAGUAGUAGUAUCUCAGCUGGGACAAAGCCCCGCUGAAAGCCGUAAGCCGCGGUGUAGGUCAGCACUGGAUCUCACCACCCGCCGGGGGAAGAUCACACUCACCUCCCGAGACAAAACAUCCCUACAUUUGAGAGCUCAGUAUUUACUUGGCUGUCCGGGUGACGCCGCGUCCAUGGAGAAGGUGCCGACGUUUCGGUCGCCAUUCUGCGACCUUCCUCAGGGCGUAAUGCUCUGGCGUCACCCGGACACCCCGAAGCCUAACGUGUGUGUGUGUGUGUGGCGACUUAACGUGGAUGUGUGUUUGAUGAGCGCCAUAGCCUACCGUGGAUGUGUGUGUGGCGAGCGCCCUAACCUAACGUGUAUGUAUGCGUGUGUACCUAACGUGUAUGUGUGUGUGUUGGCGAGCGCCCCUAACGUGCAGGUGUGUGUGUCGCCCCAACCUAACCUGAGGUCAGACGACCCGGACAGCCUGUCGGAGGUGCUGCAGGCGGCGGCGACGUGCCGCAACGACAGCGUGUACGGCGGCCGCAGCCAGUCCAUCCUGGACAGCAUGCUGUGCGCGGGGCUCAUGGACGGCGGCGUCGACGCCUGCGGGGGUGACUCGGGCGGCCCGCUCGCCUGCGAGGUCAACGUUGCUUGCACAAAACGUUACAGGAUGCGCGGCCGCGUGGACGCCCUCGCCAGCCUGAUAACUAACUGCACCGGCACGCGUAUCUGGGUGAUCUGGGCUGUCCGGUUGCCGACGUUUCGACCAUCCUGUCGUGGUCUUCCUCAGGGCUGGUAUGGCACGUCACCCGGACAGCCCAGAUCACCCACAUGA